AUGGACCAUCCGAGCUCGUUUAUUCCGGCUCUUCACAAGCCGAGCUCACUGCUACCGAUCGCGCGCCACAAGCAUGCGCUCCUCUACACGGUGGAAAAGUACCCUGUGACGGUUUUGAUUGGCCAGACUGGGAGUGGAAAGACGACUCAACUGCCACAGUAUCUGGAGGAAGCAGGCUGGUGCAAUGAUGGCAAGAUCAUUGCCAGACAGCCGCGCCGAGUGGCAGCGACUACUGUUGCAAAAAGAGUGGCUGAGGAGAUGAGAUGUCAGCUGGGCCAAGAAGUUGGCUAUUCAAUUCGUUUUGAAGAUGUCACCUCUGCUGCAACCAGGAUCAAAUUCCUCACGGAUGGCCUUCUCCUCAGAGAGGCGUUGGUGGAUCCGCUCCUCUCGAGGUAUAGCGUAAUUAUGGUCGACGAAGCCCAUGAGCGUAGCCUGAGCUCCGAUGUUCUGCUUGGUGUUCUGAAGAAGAUUCGAAAGCGAAGGCCAGAGUUGAGGAUUGUUAUCAGCUCAGCUACGCUACAAGCCGAGGACUUCUUGCAAUUCUUCGCCAACACCGAGGACACACAGGAAGCCAGCGAUCAAAAGACAACAGAUAUUGGUCGCAUCGUGAGUGUCGAAGGUCGAGCAUUUCCCGUGGACACCCACUAUCUCUCGGAGCCCUGCGAAGAAUAUUUGGAACGAGCAAUCAAGACUGUCUUUGAUAUUCACACGACAGAGCCCGAGGGCGAUAUCCUGAUAUUCUUGACAGGGAGGCAUGAGAUCGAAAGAGCGAUCGAAAUGAUUGCAGACAGAUUGCCUUCGCUUCCCAAAAACUCUGGCAAGAUCUUGCCAUAUCCACUGUACGCAGGUCUCACGACCGAGCAGCAGAUGUAUGUCUUCGAGCCAGCGCCAGAAAACACGCGCAAAGUAAUCUGCUCCACAAACAUAGCAGAAGCGAGUGUCACAAUUGAUGGCAUAGUCUAUGUCAUCGAUUCUGGAUUCGUGAAGCUCAGAGCUUUCAAUCCGACUACUGGCAUUGAAACGUUGACCGCGACGCCUGUGUCUAAAGCAUCAGCUACGCAACGAGCAGGUCGAGCAGGCCGGACAAAGCCCGGUAAAUGCUACCGGCUGUAUACUAAGGAAGCUUUCAACUCGUUGGAGGAUGCCACCGUACCAGAGAUCCAACGCUCGAACUUGGCACCGACCAUUUUACAGCUCAAAGCUCUGGGCAUUGACAACAUCGCACGUUUCGACUUCAUCACCCCACCGCCUUCCGAGCUCAUCAUUCGAGCCUUGGAACUUUUGUAUUCCUUGGGUACUUUGGACGACUACGCAAAGCUCACAAAACCACUAGGAACAAGAAUGGCCGAACUUGCACUUGAGCCAAUGCUCGCCAAAUGCCUCCUCACCGCCAAGACCUUCGACUGCCUCUCCGAAAUACUGACCAUCGCGGCGAUGGUCAGUCUUCAAGGCAAUGUGUGGUUCACUCACGAUCUCAAAAAAGCCGAAGAAACGGCAAGAAGGAAGUUCGCGGUCGAAGAAGGCGAUCAUCUGACAUUACUCAACGUCUAUCAAGCUUUCGUCACCAAGGGCAAAAAGGAAGCCAAGUGGUGUCAACAGCACUAUCUCAACUUCAAAUCAAUGUCCCGAGCGGUCAGCAUACGAAAUCAGCUCAGACGCUACCUGGAGCGGUUCGGCAUCGAUGUCACUGAGUCAUUGAGUGGCAAUGAUGUCCUGAAAGCAGGAGGACGAGCGAAAGAGGAAUCCAUUCGUCGAUGUCUGACAAGCGGCUAUUUCGCGCAUGCCGCGAGGAUGCAACCGGAUGGCACAUUCCGCACCAUCGACGGCGGCACUGUACUGCACGCACAUCCGUCAAGUCUGAUGUUCAACAGGAAAGCCGACUGGGUGAUAUUUACGGAAAUCAUGGAGACGGGAGACAAGACUUUCAUUCGUGACGUGACCAAGAUCGAGAAGAGCUGGUUGCUCGAGUACGCACCUGAUUUCUAUAAGGUGUCUGAUACAAGAUAG
Messenger RNA from Pseudocercospora fijiensis CIRAD86, 2007 nucleotides. RefSeq lists its product as uncharacterized. Gene Ontology annotation, molecular function: ATP binding; RNA binding. The record is from RefSeq and is a predicted model, not a curated record. NCBI's taxonomy places the organism in Eukaryota, Fungi, Ascomycota, Dothideomycetes, Mycosphaerellales, Mycosphaerellaceae. The transcript is spliced from 2 exons. Gene Ontology annotation, cellular component: intracellular anatomical structure; catalytic step 2 spliceosome. The coding region runs from base 1 to 2007 and encodes 668 amino acids.